AUGAGCUCGUGCAAUACCACCAUUCUUCUCCGCCCCAGGCCCUACGAGAGAUUCUCCGGGUCCCUUCUUCUCCUGCCUCUCUUGCCCGAGCCCAAGCCUGUGAAGCCUCUACCAGCCGAGAUAUGGUCGGACAUCAUCGCAUUUGCUUUAGGGUUGAGGGUGCCGGUGGAGAGUGAGACGACAGCUUGGUCCUGGUCGCUUCUCAAAAUCUCUAAGUCGUUCCAUGACAUCACUUUGCCGCUAUUGUAUGCGUCGGUACACUUCACAAGCACAGCAGGCCUCGAGAAAUUCACCAAGAAGCUGUAUGCUGCGGACCAAAAAUGGGAUUCUAUCAGGCGCAUCCCAUACUCCACGCCUGGCCGUUGGGUGCAAACCGUGGAUCUAUCUAGUUUAGUCUUCGAAGGGCAGGCACAAGCACUCCUCCUCGACUCUCUCCUCACCCAGCUCUUCCCAUUGGUGCCAUUUUUGUCGACCUUCUCCAUCAGCCCAUCCUUUGUGCUCAGCCGGAGAGCUCUCUCGUCGUUGGUACACAGAGAAGGUGCCGUUAACAUACGGUCUCUCUCUGGGCUCAGCUACAUCCCAACCCACUCUCCAGCUCCAGAUGACGACCCUUUCGUGCAGCUUCUCAGGAGCUGCCCCAACCUUGAAGUAUUGGAGAUUGUUGGUCAAGGCCUCGAUCUGACAGAACUCGAAUUUGACUUUACAGAGACCAACCUUCCCCCCAUGAUCACGUUCAGCCCGCUAGCGUUACCCAAACUUCGUCUGUUGACCCUGCUCUCCAUGCAUUACUCACCACUCAUGCUCGCCCUUCUACACUCGCCUUUACCUGUACUGCGAAAGCUGACUGUAACACCAUUUGAGGACAUUCCAUACCCAGCCUCACUCGUAUCAGAAUUCAUUACUACCCAUGGUGCCGAUCUCUAUUCCCUGCUAUUAUUCACACCCAAAUCAUGGCCAACGAGACUCCGACCGUCACCCACGAACCUCCUAAUGUGUACGCCUAACCUCAACCAUCUAUCCCUCGAAAUGCCACUUCCGAAUAUCGUCCUGACUGAGCCCCACCAUCUCAAGAUUCUCUCCAUCCCUCGCCCAAAUGCCGAGUUCUGGAGAGUCCUCGAACGACUCUUUCCACUCCUUCCGCACCUCGCCGUCAUACGGACGAGAGACGUCCGCUGGCUCCGGAAAGGCAUUUCCUCCAUGGCUCAAGAAGCUGGAGUCCAAGGCGAAAUGCGCGAAUGGAAACGCCGUCUUGACCGGCGCAGGAUUCGCCUCCUUGAUGCUGAUUGGCGCCAGAAUGUAUGA
Molecule: messenger RNA, 1302 nt
Organism: Cyclocybe aegerita
Lineage: Eukaryota; Fungi; Basidiomycota; Agaricomycetes; Agaricales; Hemipholiotaceae
Source: the annotation of a GenBank genome assembly